AUGUCGGAUACCAUCAAGGAGAUCGUCGACAUCCCGCAGAACUUCUUCCGCGAAGGCACCCACUUUGUCAACCGAUGCACAAAGCCUAACCGCAAAGGUGCGUCUUUCCUCUCUCCUCCUGUCUUGCUCUCGGUAGUGCUAACUAGCAGAGCAGACAAGGCAUACGCACACCCGCGUUCAGGAGGGAUCCAUUCUGCGGUCUUGAAGGAUUUCUGUCCGACUAACUUUGGCCUCCCUUUCCCCUUCUUCUUGCGGCUUCGCAUGCUUGCAGAGUACAUCCAGAUCUGCCGCGCGGUCGGCAUGGGCUUCGUCGUCAUGGGAUUCAUCGGCUACUUUGUCAAGCUCAUCCACAUCCCAAUCCACUCGAUCCUCGUUGGUGGCGCCUAA
This is a messenger RNA of Moesziomyces antarcticus, 387 nucleotides long. RefSeq lists its product as uncharacterized. The record is from RefSeq and is a predicted model, not a curated record. The transcript has 4 exons. The coding region runs from base 1 to 387 and encodes 128 amino acids. NCBI's taxonomy places the organism in Eukaryota, Fungi, Basidiomycota, Ustilaginomycetes, Ustilaginales, Ustilaginaceae. Gene Ontology annotation, molecular function: transmembrane protein transporter activity. Gene Ontology annotation, biological process: post-translational protein targeting to membrane, translocation; protein targeting. Gene Ontology annotation, cellular component: membrane; Ssh1 translocon complex.